Blastomyces gilchristii SLH14081 is the source of this 2837-nucleotide messenger RNA. RefSeq lists its product as uncharacterized. The record is from RefSeq and is a predicted model, not a curated record. Gene Ontology annotation, molecular function: lipase activity. Bases 175 to 1527 code for a protein of 450 amino acids. Lineage: Eukaryota; Fungi; Ascomycota; Eurotiomycetes; Onygenales; Ajellomycetaceae. The transcript has 4 exons. Gene Ontology annotation, biological process: lipid storage. Gene Ontology annotation, cellular component: lipid droplet.
AUUUGGUCGCUAGGUAAACAAAAUUCUCCACAUGAAGAUAUACCUCAAUAAGCUUCUACAAAGAGCACUGUACACCUAAUCUGCAUGCAUAGGCUUUUCUAUACCUAAAACCCCCUGGCACGCCGUCAAUCCCGAUCCACUGAAGGAAAAAAGAGGAAAAAACUCCCCCAAGAAAUGACCCUAACCACACCACAUAUCACGGCAAACAGCUUCCUAACAACAACGACCACCACCAGCACAAGCUCCACAACGACAGAUGACCCAGAGCCCGUACUAAUAUACUUCAUCACCGGAAACCCAGGGCUUAUAUCCUACUAUCAUGCAUACCUUUCCCUUCUAAGUUCAGAACUCUCUCCUGGUACCGAUGUUGAUGGUUGUGGUGCUCCUGAUAGCGGGAGCUGGAGCAACAGCAACAGCAACCGCAACAUCCCCCAAUGCAUCAUCCAUGGAAAAAGCAUGGGCGGUUUUGAGAUUAUUGAAAAUGACCGAGGUGUGAGUAACGUUAAUGGAGGGACAGAAGCGCAAGCGCACCCAAGAGCAGCAGCAGCAACGAAUACGAAGCUAUACAACCUCUCAGAACAGAUUGAGCAUGUGGAGCGCAACCUGAACGAUUUCGUGGAUGCAUGGCGUGCGAGGAUGGAUUGGAGACAGGAGACGGACGGCAACGGCGUUGCUCAAGAAGAAGAAGAAGAAGGAGGAGGAGGAGUAGAACGACGGCAGCGCGGAGGUGCUAAUGUGAUUUUAAUCGGCCAUUCGGUUGGUGCGUAUGUCGCUAUGGAGCUCAUAAGACGACAGCGGGAGAGGAAUAGUAAGAGGCAGACGAAGACAUCAUCAUCAGCCGGCAAGGGGGAAUGUGGAAAUGGAAAUGAUGGUGCGAUGGACAUUAUCGGCGGAAUCCUGCUGUUUCCGACUGUGGUUGAUAUUGCGAAGAGUUCGUCUGGGAGGAAGUUGACUCGACUUCUCUACAUUCCUUACCUAGCCUUACUCACAAGCCUGCUAGUCAAGCUCCUCGUAUUUAUACUGCCGGGAUCUUGGUUACGCAGCGUGGUGGGGAUGGUUAUGGGUUCGCCCCCAGGAAACGCAAUUGACACAACAGUGGAGUUUUUAAGGAGUAGACGGGGUGUUGAGCAAGCGAUACACAUGGCCGCAGACGAAAUGCGCGAGAUAACAUCCGACACAUGGAGUGACGAGAUUUGGGGCAUAGUUUCGUCAUCACCCGCACGUUCAUCAACGCCAAUAUCAACCACAGCUUCAGUGCCAGCAAAGGUACCACUGAAUCUGGUGCUAUAUUUUGCACAGCAAGAUCAUUGGGUAGCUGAUCAGACGAGAGACGAUAUUAUUCGAGCUAGGGGUGGUAUGGAAAAGGGCACGGGUAGUAAUGGUCCCAGGAUGCAAGUGUGCGAGGAUGGAGUGGUGCAUGGGUUUUGCAUUCGGCAUAGCGAUAUCAUGGCAAAAAAGACCGCCGCGUGGGUGAGGGAUAUUAUCCAAGGGCGACAGAACGGCCAGCGGUUCACUACAACCGCGUAGGCAGAUAGGCAAUACAUAGACCCAUACUCUCAAUAGAUCCCUUGUUUUUGUCUGGCAGAGAGACGGCGCAUGGGGAUGCCGAAGACAUAAUCAAUAGGUGUCACAAAAAGCCGUAGGAACAGACUAUCUAGCUAUUUGCCAAAGUCCUCCCGUCCAAUUAAGGCCUAAGUCGUAUAUAGAAACUACAUUCAAGUAGCCUCUAGGUCACUGUGCGGGAGCUUGAUAAGCCUUUCUGAAAAGCGCACCAAGUACAUCACUUCCUGCGGUGGUUGUUGGUAACUGCGGUGGAGCAGCGGGCGGAACUGGCCAAUACCCGCUUCCCUGCUGCCCGUGAUGUUGAUGUUGAUGAUGUUGCUGCUGCUGCUGCGUUUCUGAAUCGACGUUUCGUAACGCGGGACUGUGAACCUUCACGCUCCACUCAUCAUCCUGCUGCCUCUGCUGUCCAAACAACUCUUUCAGCGAAAUCUGCCGAUCCAUGGGCACACCACCCUGAUACAACUCCUGAUCUCCAUGAACCUGCGCAUCACCCAGGUUUGCCUCCGCAGCAGCCCUCUCCUGCGCAAAUUUCCUACUCUCCCCACCAUGCACUGCACACUCUUUAAUAAUCUGCGCAUUCAACGUCCUAGUCUCCGCCGUGGAGCUAGGAGGGGGCUCCGAGAAGAUCCACAGCCCAUAAAUAACCGACUGACGACCAUCCGCCGACUUGAUCGUGGUCGCGCUAGGCUCCGUGCCCGUCGACGCAACUUUCAAAAUGACAUAUUCCUCCGUAAUCUCCACAUCCUCGCCGUCCGCAAGCAUGGCUUCGAAAUUCUGCAUGCCGCGCCGGUUCAGGACCAGCACACUAUAGCGCUCCUCGCCCAGCUCGCCCUGGGUCAGCUGGCAGACAAACAUGGUGCCUUCGAUGCCGCUCUUCUCCCACAGCUGCGUCGUAGCGCUGAAAUUGUAGACGACAGCGUAGGGGGCGAGGGAGAGGAUGGAGCGGAUGUCUGGAUUGUGGCGCUGGAGUACGGCGAGGUUGAGCUCUUCGUUCGUGCGCGUUGGGGGUUUUAGCUGCGAAGGGUCGGUGGCCAUAGAGGAGGAGCCGUUGGCGGCAAUCCGGGUGUCUGAGAUGUAGUUAUUUUGAAUAUCUGAUUCGUAGUCAGAAGGCUGGGCCAGGUUUGAGGGAUUGCGGUUGUGGGAGGAUCGAUAGGAGGGUUGUUGAUGAUUGUUGCUGGGCAUGUUACUGCUCCGGUCUUGACCCCGUCUGAGAGGCAUGGCUGCGGCUGCUCUAUUAUGCUACUGUACUGUGUAUUGUAGUUAUGUUCCAGUUG